This is a messenger RNA of Aspergillus ibericus CBS 121593, 1680 nucleotides long. RefSeq names its product PP2C family serine/threonine-protein phosphatase. Lineage: Eukaryota; Fungi; Ascomycota; Eurotiomycetes; Eurotiales; Aspergillaceae. Bases 1 to 1680 code for a protein of 559 amino acids. The transcript has 2 exons. Gene Ontology annotation, biological process: protein dephosphorylation. The record is from RefSeq and is a predicted model, not a curated record. Gene Ontology annotation, molecular function: protein serine/threonine phosphatase activity; cation binding.
AUGAUUGGGUCUCCCGCCAAGCGAGUCUCCGUCCAGGCCUGGACCCUGGCCGACCAGUAUCUCUACAUCAUCUUGUCCCGGCCUCGUUAUUACUCCAGCAAGUACAUCGUUCCAGACGACAUCCGUCCCACCAAGCGUCGCGAAUUCCACGACUAUUUCGUCACUCAUUUGCCUUCCUCCUCCCUUCACCCGGAUCCCCGAGGUCCGUUGACGCCCUUCCACAAACUCCCUCGUUCUGCCUCAGUUCCUCAUACGGGCGAGAUCUCCCAUUCUCCGACCGCAUUUCAGCCCUUGGUCGACCGAGAUACCACCGUUGUUCGCAUCCCACUGCGGAGCGCGAAGCACCACUUUGGCGCUCACAGUUCCCGUGGCACCCGGCCUUACAAUGAAGACGCCUAUCAGGCUGGUGUCAUCGAUCUACCCUCCUUUGCGAAGCGUCCGCCGGCCUCUUUGACUAUCAGGCGCACUGGCGCAAACCCUGCCCCCAGGGAGAGUCGCGGGGCCGACACUGCGAGCGGGGAUCCACAGGUCUUCUACUUUGGUAUCUUUGACGGCCAUGGUGGGACGGAAUGUAGUACGUUCUUGAAGGAUUGGCUACACGAAUACAUCCAGGAUACUGCGGCUGCGUUCGAGUUGCAGUCCAGUCUACGACAAGACCGGAGCGGCCACUUUCCGCGGGGCGCGGAGCCCUCAUCGGGAGCGCUGCCGAUCGUCCAGGGCGGUAACUCCAAGCGAAUCGAAGAACUGGAGAAGAUCCUGGUGCAGAACUGGAAGACGCUGGUCGGAGGUUAUUUCAAGAGAUUUGUUCCGGCCCACUUUUCGCAUUCUGGAAAAGACUUGACGGUCGAGGGGGAUGCGGGUAAGGGGGUCACCAUCGAGGAGAUACUGGAAUAUGCAUUUCUCCGGACCGACCUGGAGUUUGUCUCGGCGCAAGCGGCCAAGCGAGACGAUGAUUUUAUGAAGGUCGGUCAGCCGAUGCAUCAGGAUGAUAUUUUGUACGGACCCAACCACACGCGAUCGUUGAACAUUGGCGGAGUCAAUCGCUUCAAGGGGGGCAGCACGGCCAGUGUUGCGCUCAUCUCUACCCCGACACCGAUGCCGUUUUGGCAUCCGAAUGCUCCGUCCAGCCUACUUGUGUCGCACGUCGGAGAUACUCGGAUCCUCUUAUGUUCCACUGAAACAGGUCAGGCCAUUCCGGUCACAUCCAACCAUCAUCCCUCGUCUCCCGUCGAGGCCAGUCGGUUGCGACGGUACGCCGCCACGUUCGUGACAGACUCUUUUGGAGAGGAGCGGAUGAGCGGGCUGGCCAACACCCGGUCCUUCGGGGAUGUCCAGUCCAAGCGCAUCGGCGUCUCGGCGGAACCGGAGAUCCACCGCAUCGAGAUGGGACCGGCCGAGUACUCGUUCCUGGUGCUGAUGUCGGAUGGGGUCAGCGGCACGCUGCUAGAUCAAGAAGUCGUCGACAUCGUCAAGGAAGCAAGGACCCCGGACCAGGGCGCUCGUGAUGUGGUCAGCUUUGCGACCGAGGUGACUCGCGAGGGCGACAAUGCCACCUGCCUGGUGGUCCGAUUAGGCGGUUGGGAGCGACGGCUGGAGGGAGGACUCGGCAGCUUGGGGACGAAGGAGUCUCGAGAAUGGCGUCGGCAAGAAGCGACAGAUCCGCGCAGGUCACGGAGAUGA